This is a messenger RNA of Macroventuria anomochaeta, 225 nucleotides long. RefSeq lists its product as uncharacterized. Lineage: Eukaryota; Fungi; Ascomycota; Dothideomycetes; Pleosporales; Didymellaceae. The annotation marks the transcript as partial. The transcript has a single exon. The record is from RefSeq and is a predicted model, not a curated record.
CUCCGCUGGUACGAAGCAGCCAAGCAGCUGGGCUGGGACAUGCUCUGCCUGAUGCCGCACGACAUCGUAACCAACUCGUGGGUCGAAAACCAGCUUCGCAUUUGUUUCUGGCACGACUGGCUAGGCUCUGAGGGCAUCUCUAGCGGCUCCAUAAGCAAAAAAGCAACGCUGUCGAUUGAGGCAAAUGCGCCGGCGCCUGCGACACAGGUAGAGGAGAUGGAAGAC